This is a messenger RNA of Pocillopora verrucosa, 3588 nucleotides long. Its product is annotated as fibroblast growth factor 8b-like. NCBI's taxonomy places the organism in Eukaryota, Metazoa, Cnidaria, Anthozoa, Scleractinia, Pocilloporidae. The record is from RefSeq and is a predicted model, not a curated record. Gene Ontology annotation, molecular function: growth factor activity.
UCCUAAUUGUUCUUUGCGGCCGAUUUCGCUUUUAAUUUCCCACAAAGGCGCGCGCCUGAUUUGCCGGUUGACGUAACGGGUGUAGCCGUGACGCAUGAUAAAAGGUUCGCGGCAGGCCACUGGCAUUCAGUUUAGUGCAGUAUGGCCUUGGGGGUGAAUCUGCUUCGGGUAUUAACGCUUCUCACGCUACAUUCAUUACUGCCGGAUGGACUUGCUGAAGAGAGCGGUGUUAAUCAGAAACCGGAAGAAAAAAAGGUUUAUGACCAACAUUAUUUGGAACAGAAGGCCAAGAGUGACACAAAUAGCGUAGCUUUUCGGAGAUUCAUUCAGUUGUACUCAAGGAAUAGCGGCCGCCAUGUUAGAAUCAAUCCAGAUAGAAGCGUAGACGCCAUCGGUGAAGACGGCGACAAAUACGCCAAGUUGGUCAUCGAAUCAGUCAAUUUUGGACGAGUUCGUAUUAAAGGCUCAGUUUCCAAUUUCUAUCUCUGCGUGGACAAGAAAGGGCGACUUAGAGCAAGGAAAAGAGGCAAAUGGAAGGACAACUGCGAAUUUACAGACCGUGUGGCUGAUAACGCUUACACCGAAUUCACCUCUGUAAGGUAUAACAAGAGUCUCAUCGCCUUCAGCAGAAGAGGACGACCGAGACCGGUGCUGAGCACAGAAAAAGGGGGAGUCAAGGCCGUGCAGUUCAUAGAACGAGCAUCAAACAUCAAGCUCCUCAGAGGAAGAAAAUACUGGAGAAAAGGCGGCAAACUUGAAGGAAUAGAUUUAUAUCGUAAAAAGCAGGUAGAGAAGAUCUAUGUGUCGAUGAAGAAGUGGCGAGAAUUCAAGCGAUGGCUGAAGUUUAAUACCCGAACAGCCUCAGCUAAAGUAAACUCUACAACAACGGCCGCGACGCCAUUACAACCAACGGCUGUACAGUUAAGUAGUAGGCCAACUAGUUUUAUGAAAUAUUCACGGGAUAAAGGGCGAACUUAGGUCUGAAGUGCAAAUUGUUGUAUUGCAGAACAAUCUUCACCUCUGCAAUAGUGACAAAAAACUUUCAGGUGAAGUUGAGUUCACCCUGAAACCUCCUUAGGUAUGUCUUCGAGUAGCAGCUAAAGAAGAUAGUAGUGAGAUUGUUGGUUACGUUUCAAUUAAACCGGGGAUUUUGCCAGUCCCGAAAUCUGACAGCAACAAAAACAGGCGAGUUUCUGUUGUGUAGACAGUGAUUUGCACAUUGUAAUUAAAUUCACCAUAAUGCAGAAAUAUAUCAAGUAAUUGUAAAAUCUUAAAAGCUUUUUAAAGAGAGCAUAGAGUAGGCACAUUUUUAUCGCCUUGUAAUUAAUUUCAAAAGACAAAAUUUUCUUUGAAUUUCGCUGCAUUUACAACGUUCAGUUGGUAAGAUAUAGGGCUUGUUUUGUUUCUUAACCUUUUCGCUUCUUUCCGCUUACCAAAAGUCAAAUUCACGGCGGUGAAAAAAAAUGCUUUUAGCUUAGUGUCGGAGUUUGUACGAGUGCGAAGGCGCAUCAAAUGGUUGUGAGCAGAGAUUCCACUGCAUCAAAAGAAAGCCCUGAGGUGAAGGACCACAGAACACAAAACGUCUCACUAUAUCGGAUACUGAGAGAGGAAGGGUUAGAUUAUAAGCAAGUAAUUUUAUAGUUUGUUUUUUCUUUGAAAUUUUAAGUCUAGCUAUUAAGGCGACAAUGGAUUGUUUUUUUAGUAUCCAUUAUUAACAUCGAACAACACCUCACGGGAGCUUUUGUAUAUUUAUUUAUUGCUCCUGGGGGGAAAUAAAGUUCAAAGGAAUUUUGCUUCUUAAAGUCAUCAUCUAAAGGAGAAGAAUGCUCAAGAAACAUACAAUAUUCUUCUUCUUUAGUGGGAAAAAUACAUGGAAUUUUGACACUGACUGCUAUUUGAGAUUUAAAUGAGUAACUCUACCGUUUGAAAAUUGACUUGAAGUGUGCUACAAAACGGCCACGGACGCCGCCAUCCUAAGUAUUGCUUAGCUACGUGACCGCUUACCAAUACUGACUCAAAAGACGGAUUACUGCGAUACCCAUACCCAGAGCAGAAGCUGUUUGCGAAAGUGGGUUGUAUUUCCGCCAUUUAAUUGGUGUGCGGGAAAAUAACUGAGUUGUUUAUAGUAUAGCGGCCUUCGUCCUUGGUUAAAUUUUUAGCACAUUUGAUAAUUUAAGAUAAGAUAAUUUUCGCACGGUGUGGUUCCUCUUUACAAUCUGAAAAAGUGGUCAGACUUAGAUUUCAAACAAGGUUUCAGGAGCAAACGUCACCUUGACGAGGAUGCGACACUAAGCCGAACAAAUAGGCUUUAUUAAUUAUCCUAGUAAUACUGCAAUAUAUAUUUAUAAUUUUUAAAACGUUAAGCUGUGAAGGAGUUGAAUAGGGAAUCCAGACUAAAUCUUAGGCUUAAGAAAAAGUUGAAUAGGAGAGGUAACUCUGUAAUCGCUAGCUUAUUACCUAUAUCAAAUCAGUAUCUUUUUCGCUGUAAACCUUACUAAAGAUAUUUAGCCUUAUUAGAACCCCAUUCACACGAAAGCUUAAGCCUCUUUUUAAGUUUUUUUCGUUAAACGCGGUUGAAAAUUGUGUUCUUCAUAGAAGCUGCAAAACCCGAUGUUCAUCGAUUUCAAAGUUGGCACUUUGAAAGUAAAAGUUAGUGACUACCUGUAAACUAUGGAAAAUUCAGUUUUCUUUUCUCUGCUUCUGAUUUUCAUUCAGUUAAACCCGGUUUUACUAAUCAUGUUUUGCUAGUGUGAAUGGGGUAUAAUGUCUAAAAUCUGUAUCUUUUGUGCUGUCUUUUUGUGCUAAUUCUUUGCUUAGUCACGUUUACUCGAAUCUUCGGGCCGGUUAUUUGAAAGGCGGUUAGCGCUUAUCCAGGAUUAAAAUUAAACCUUGAUUUUUGCUCUGUUGCAUAAAAGCGUUUGGUUGUGCUGACAAUUUGAGGUCUGUCGGACAAUUAGGAAAAACUAAGGGAAACAAAGUAUCUACGUUUAGACUGUCAUCAAAGUUAGUGAACUUUAUGAAACGUGCUCUAGUCCUGGGUUAGUCUAAUCUUGUUUUCAGCAAACCGGCCUUGACUGUUAAAGCCAUGCGCUUUUCGUUCCUACAAAUUUCACCGGGCUCUGAAAACUAAUAUGCAUACAACCGGUCUGUACCUAAAAGCGCGGAGUUUUAAUUUAAAGUCAUGUGACUACACAACGAUGUGUAGUUUCCUCUAAGGUUCUUCGAACCGUUCCAUCGUAUGUUCAAGUUAUGAAAUACUGAGUUCAUAGGUAUACUGUAAUAAGAUCAUACUGCAAUGAUCGUUCUUUAUACCUAUCAAGUGUAUUAGAGUUGUUUAAAACCAAAACCAGGAACACUGGUUGUUGAAAAACAGACGAAACGCAAAUGCAAUACAACGUAAUAUGCGUGCAUAGUAGAUGAAGAGUUAAGGGAAUUAUGAGACUGUGGACAAAGGAUUUGUCUCGAAAAUAACUUCUCCUCAUCUGUAUAAAUAGAAACAUUAUAAUAGAUUAUGUAGGCAAUACGAAUGAUGCAAACACGGCUUACAGCCAAAUGUCCUAAACAAAAUGCUAAAAAUUAAAAAGAGGA